Messenger RNA from Pseudocercospora fijiensis CIRAD86, 939 nucleotides. RefSeq lists its product as uncharacterized. The record is from RefSeq and is a predicted model, not a curated record. Gene Ontology annotation, cellular component: cytosol. NCBI's taxonomy places the organism in Eukaryota, Fungi, Ascomycota, Dothideomycetes, Mycosphaerellales, Mycosphaerellaceae. Gene Ontology annotation, molecular function: aldose reductase (NADPH) activity. The coding region runs from base 1 to 939 and encodes 312 amino acids. The transcript is spliced from 3 exons.
AUGGCGUCAACCACACAACUCAAGCUCAACACAGGAGCUACCAUUCCAGCCGUUGGGUUCGGCACAUGGCAGGACAAGGACGCCCAAGAAGAGGCAGUCUACCUUGCCAUCAAGAAUGGUUGCAGGCACAUCGACACUGCUCGUAUCUACGGAACUGAGCGGGCGUGCGCGGCAGGAAUCAAGAAGUCCGGUGUGCCACGAGAGCAGAUCUUCAUCACGACGAAGCUCUGGAACAACAGCCAUGACCCCAAGAGCGUGGAGAAGGCACUCGAUGCCAGUCUGAAGGACCUCGACACGGACUAUGUUGACCUAUAUCUGAUGCAUUGGCCUUCUGCAUUCAAGGAUGGCGAUGACAUGUUUCCCAAGCAAAACGACAAAAUCGUGCCUGGCAACGCAGACUAUGUCGACACUUACAAGGCCAUGGAAGAGUGCUUCAAGAAAGGCAAGGCCAAGGCUAUUGGCGUUUCGAACUUCUCGAAAUCUGAGAUGGAGAGGCUUCUGCAGGAGACCUCCGUCGUUCCGGCGGCCCACCAAUAUGAGUGCCACCCAUGGUUGCAACAAGCCAGCUUCGCCGCUUGGCACAAGGAGAAGGGCAUCCACGUCACCCAAUACUCGCCAUUCGGCAACCAGAACGAGAUUUACUCUGCUGGGCAGAAGCUCGGCAAGCUGAUUGAGGACUCCACACUUGCUGAGAUUGGUCAGAAAUAUGGCAAAUCCGGAGCGCAAGUGGCUCUUGCUUGGGGCGUUGCGCAUGGCAGGUCGGUGAUUCCAAAGUCCAAGACUGAGAGCAGGAUUAAGCAGAAUCUGGAGGGUGACUUCAAGCUGGAUGCUGAGGAUGUUAAGAAGAUCGACUCGCUGGACAAGAAGCUGCGAUUCAAUGACCCUUCGAAGAAUUUUGGAUGGAGCUUCUACGCCGACCUCGAUGGCAAGCUGUCGUAG